GCGCGGCUUCAUUAGCGCCCGGGCGGCGGGCCGCCAGCCAGCAACUUGCCGGCAGCCGGCGAGAUUUACGACCCCACCCCCGCCCCGGCUCUCGGCCCUUGCAAUGUCAGGCAGCGGCGCGGCGGCAUAAAAUGGAUCCCGGCCGGCGCGGCGGCGGAGGCAGCGGCAGGCAGGCGGCGGGCCCCCGCGUGGCGGGGCCGAGGCUCCCGGGGCCCGGCGCUGCAGCCCGGCGCACACGCGCGCGCUGACCACGGACGGCGCGGCGGGCCACGCGGAGCCGCCCCCUCUCCCUGCUGCCCUCGCGCAACUGUCAGGCGAAACGGACCGGCGCAUAUUGGCUCGGCGACACGCCGAGGCUCCUCCCCGAGCCUGGAUCUUUAUAUUUUGGGAGAAUUUUCUUUGAACUCAGUUAACCACGUUCGGUGAGGGAGACAAGUUCCCACCGCAGGCUUCCAGGGCGGACGGAGUCCGGCCGGGGGCGCAGGGGGCUCGCCGGCAUCCUGCAGUGGCGCACCCCGCCUGCACCCCCUUCGGUUUCCCGGUGUGAGGAGGAGGAGGGCGGACCGGCUGAGCUGAGGACUACGCCGCCGGUCGUCCGGCUGUGACUGCAGUCGGAGGACGCGUGCCUGGAGGAGGCACGAGAGGAAGAUGAAACGCAGUGGGAGAGAAUAAGAAGCAGCAACCUACACCCUUCUCCGCAGAUUGCGCCUGCGACUUCUGGGGGGCUCCGGUGGCUUUUAUACCCCCUCCCUCUCCACCGCUAGGAAAUCUUGACUUGCGGGCCAAGCACAGCCCCCACCCCGCGCAACUGGGGACGCAGCUGGGUCGCGUGAGACCCCUUGGAUGUAGCCAGUAGUGGUGAAAGGGAGCCGGAGACACUCUCCUCUGGAAAAGCAACCAUGAAUUCCGUAGCUGGAAAUAAAGAGAGGCUUGCGGUCUCCACCAGGGGCAAGAAAUACGCGGUCAGUGAAGUCUGCUCGCCCACCAAACCGGCGGCGCCCUUCUCCCCCGAGAGCUGGUACCGGAAAGCCUACGAGGAGUCGCGCGCCGGCAGCCGACCCACCCCCGAGGGCGCGGGCUCGGCGCUCGGCUCUUCCGGGACCCCAUCCCCUGGGUCGGGCACCUCGUCCCCGAGCUCCUUCACGGGCUCCCCGGGUCCCGCCUCCCCGGGCAUCGGCACCAGCUCGCCAGGCUCCCUAGGCGGCUCGCCGGGCUUCGGCACGGGCUCCCCGGGCUCGGGCAGCGGCGGCGGCUCCUCCCCCGGCUCGGACCGCGGCGUCUGGUGCGAGAACUGCAACGCCCGCCUGGUGGAGCUGAAGAGGCAGGCCCUGAAGCUGCUCCUCCCGGGGCCCUUCCCCGGCAAGGACCCUGCUUUCUCGGCUGUGAUCCAUGAGAAGCUUCAGGUCCCCAACACCAUCCGGAAGGCAUGGAAUGACCGUGACAACCGAUGUGACAUUUGUGCCACACACCUGAACCAGCUGAAGCAGGAAGCCAUACAGAUGGUGCUAAGCUUGGAGCAGGCAGCUGGUAGUGAGCACUACGAUGCCUCACCGGGCUCCCCGCCUCCACUCUCCAACAUCCCCACUCUGGUGGGGUCCCGGCAUGUGGCGGGGCUCCAGCAGCCCAGGGAUUGGGCCUUUGUGCCUGCAUCCUAUGCCACCUCCAACUACACAGGUUUUGCCAACAAGCAUAGCAGCAAACCCAACAGCCUUGGGGUCGGCAAUGGGGCAGAAAAGAGCGGAUCCCCAACGCACCAGGCCAAGGUUAGCCUCCAGAUGGCCACCAGUCCCAGCAAUGGGAAUAUCCUCAACUCCGUGGCCAUCCAGGGCCACCAGUUCCUGGAUGGCACCUGGUCCCUGUCGAGAACCAAUGGGGUGACCCUGUACCCCUACCAGAUUUCCCAGCUGAUGACAGAGACUGGGCGGGAAGGCCUGACCGAAGCAGCGCUGAACCGCUAUAACGCAGACAAGCCGGCGGCCUGCAGCUCGCCCGCAGCCCAGGGCUCCUGCACAACCAGCGACACUCCCACGGGCCCCUCGGUGGCUGCGUCCUUCUUUGCACGAGCUGCCCAGAAGUUAAAUCUGUCUUCCAAAAAGAAGAAGCAUCGCCCGUCUGCCUCAGCACUGUCCCAGCCACCCCUCUUCGCCACCAGCUUCAGUGGGAUUCUGCAGACCGCCCCACCGCCCGCCCCGCCCUGUCUGCUGCGGGCCGUGACCAAGGUGAAGGACACCCCAGGCCUUGGCAAGGUGAAAGUCAUGCUCCGCAUUUGUUCCACCUUGGCUCGGGACACCUCUGAAUCCAGCUCUUUCCUCAAGGUGGACCCACGGAAGAAGCAGAUCACCCUGUACGACCCCGUGACUUGCGGAGGCCAGAAUGCCUUCCCAAAGAGAGGCAGCCAGGUUCCUCCAAAGAUGUUUGCCUUUGAUGCUGUCUUCCCCCAGGAUGCUUCUCAGGCUGAAGUGUGUGCUGGGACAGUGGCGGAGGUGAUCCAGUCUGUGGUUAACGGGGCCGACGGCUGCGUGUUCUGUUUUGGCCAUGCCAAACUGGGAAAAUCAUAUACCAUGAUUGGGAAGGACGACUCCAUGCAGAACCUCGGCAUCAUCCCCUGCGCCAUCUCCUGGCUCUUCAAGCUGAUCAAUGAACGGAAGGAGAAGACCGGAGCCCGCUUCUCCGUCCGGAUCUCAGCCGUGGAGGUGUGGGGGAAAGACGAGAACCUCCGGGACCUGCUGUCCGAGGUGGCCACGGGCAGCCUGCAGGACGGCCAGUCCCCGGGCGUGUACCUUUGCGAGGACCCCAUCUGCGGCACACAGCUGCAAAACCAGAGCGAGCUGCGGGCCCCUACUGCCGAGAAAGCCGCCUUCUUCCUGGACGCCGCCAUUGCCUCCCGGCGCAGCAGCCAGCAGGACUGCGAGGAGGAUGACCACCGGAAUUCGCACAUGCUCUUCACGCUGCACAUCUACCAGUACCGGAUGGAGAAGAGCGGCAAAGGCGGAAUGUCUGGAGGCCGCAGCCGCCUGCAUCUCAUUGACCUCGGCAGCUGUGUCAAGGCCCUGAGCAAGAACCGGGAAGGAGGCUCAGGGCUGUGUCUCUCCCUGUCGGCCCUGGGCAACGUUAUCCUGGCUCUCGUCAACGGCAGCAAGCAUAUCCCAUACAAGGAGAGCAAGCUCACGAUGCUGCUGCGAGAGUCCCUGGGGAACAUGAACUGUCGCACCACCAUGAUUGCACACAUCUCAGCCGCCGCUGGCAACUACGCCGAGACCCUGUCCACCAUCCAGAUCGCCUCGAGGGUCCUGAGGAUGAAGAAGAAGAAGACGAAGUACACAUCCAGUUCCUCUGGGGGAGAGAGCUCCUGCGAAGAAGGCCGAAUGCGCAGGCCCACCCAGUUGCGGCCCUUCCACGCCAGGGCGGCUGUGGACACUGACUUUCCCCUGGCUCACCUGUCCAGCGAUCCCGACUACUCAUCCAGCAGCGAGCAGUCCUGCGACACGGUCAUUUAUAUUGGGCCCAACGGCACGGCCCUCUCGGACAAGGAGCUCACGGACAAUGAGGGCCCCCCAGACUUUGUCCCCAUCGUGCCAGCCCUGCAGAAGACUCGGGGUGACAGCCGGCCAGGGGAGGCAGCAGAGGCCGGCGCCUGCAAACCAGAUCGGGACUGCUUAAAGUGCAACACGUUCGCCGAGCUGCAGGAGCGGCUGGACUGCAUUGAUGGCAGCGAGGAGCCCAGCAAGUUCCCUUUUGAGGAGCUGCCUGUCCAGUUCGGGGCAGAGCUGCCAGUGAGCAGGGCCCCCACCUUGAGCCAUGUGGCUGGGGCAAGCCCCCUCUCCGAGUCUGAUCAGGAAGAGAACGACGAUGGUGGCUUGGAUGGCCAGCCGGCUGAAGGAGUAGGCCCGCGGCUUUCGACCUCUCCCCUGCAGAGGAACCAUUCACCUGUGCCGGCCCCAGCUUCGCCCAGGAGUGUUCCGGGCAGCAGUAGCAGCAGCGGUGGCCAGAAUGGCGCUUCCCAGCUCGUGCAGAGCCUCAGCCUCCAGAGCAGCCGGGAGAGCCUCAACUCCUGUGGCUUUGUGGAAGGCAAGCCCAGGCCCAUGGGCUCCCCACGGCUGGGCGUGGCUAGCCUGUCCAAGACAUCCGAGUACAAGCCGCCCAGCUCGCCAUCCCAAAGGUGCAAGGUGUACACGCAGAAGGGGGUCCUGCCCACCCCGGCGCCCCCGCCGCCUCCCCUGAGCAAGGAUUCCGGUGUGGCCUCCAGCGAGUCCCUGCUGCAGCCGGAAGUGCGGACUCCUCCGGUGGGCAUGAGCCCGCAGGUGCUCAAGAAAUCCAUGUCUGCCGGGAGUGCGGGGUUCCUGGACGCCGCCGGGGAGGAGGAGCCCCAUGCGGCCACCCCGCUGGAAGCCAAGAAGGAGAUCUUGAGCACUACCACAGUGACGGUGCAGCAGCCGCUGGAGCUGAACGGGGAGGACGAGCUGGUGUUCACGCUGGUGGAGGAGCUGACCAUCAGCGGCGUCCUGGACAGCGGCCGCCCCACCAGCAUCGUCAGCUUCAACAGUGACUGCUCCGUGCAGGCCCUGGCCUCGGGCUCCCGGCCUGUCAGCAUCAUCAGCAGCAUUAGCGAGGACCUGGAGUGCUACUCGAACGUGGCGCCCGUCUCUGAAGUCAGCAUCACGCAGUUCCUGCCCCUGCCCAAGCUGGGCCUGGACGAGAAUGCCCGGGAGGCUGGCAGCCGACGCUCAUCCAUCAGCUCCUGGCUGAGCGAGAUGAGCACGGGCAGUGAUGGGGAGCAGUCCUGCCACAGUUUUAUCGCCCAGACGUGUUUUGGUCACGGGGAAGCCAUGGCGGACCCUCCAGCCUCCGAGCUUGGCGGAGGAAUCCCAAACGCCGCUGUGGUGUGCAGAGAGAAGCCGGCGGCCAGCGGCGACAACAACCUGCUCAUCUUGUCGGAAGUCGGUGGGGAGGACUCCUUCUCCAAAGCCGCGCCCGUCAAGGGCUGCAAGAUAUCCACCCUAGGCAAGGCCAUGGUUACCAUCUCCAACACGGCUAACCUGAGUGGCUGCGAAGGAUACAUCCCUAUGAAGACCAACAUCACAGUGUACCCCUGCAUUGCCAUGAGCCCCCGGAGCCUGCCAGAGCCCGAGGAGGGCACCACCACCACCACCACCACCGCCGCCGCCCCCAAAGCAGCUUCCAGAGCGGCAGCCCAGGCACGGGAGAGUAAGGACACUGGUGCCAAGAGAGAGAUGACUUUUGAGGACCCCUGGCUCAAGCGAGAAGAGGAGGCCAAAAAAGAGAGCACCUUUCCCAGUGAGGAAGGGGUGAGGCCGCAGAGAGCCAUGGGCCCCGCAGGGGUGGAGGCCAGGUCAGAGCCCGAGCAGGACAGGAAGCCCAGUCCCAGUGGAGGGAGCGAGGCCUCGGCCUCCCCAGGGCAGGACAGCUGCAGGAGGGUGGUGGACGGCUGUGAAGGGGUUAUGGGAGCCCCAAGUCCCGGGCAGCCCAGCAGGAGUCUUAAGUCGAGCAGCCUCCCCAGAGCGUUCCAGAAAGCCAGCAGGCAAGAGGAGCUGGACGGCUUUUUCUACCACUGUGGUGGCGGCACCGACAGGAAAGUGGCAUCCCCCAAGCACUGUGUCCUGGCGCGGCCUAAAGGGACGCCCCCUCUGCCUCCUGUGCGCAAGUCCAGCUUGGACCAGAAGAACCGGGCCAGCCCCCAACACAGCGCCAGCAGCAGCAGUACCAGCAGCCCCUUGAACCAGCCUGCCGCCUUCCUGGCCAGCUUCCCUGAUGAGGCUGGCAGCAAGACCAAGGAGGCCGCCAGCAGCAGCAGCAAGCUCUUCAGUGCCAAGCUGGAGCAGCUGGCCAGCAGGACCAACUCCCUGGGCAGGACCACAGUCAGCCACUACGAGUGUCUCUCACUGGAGAGGGCUGAGAGCCUGUCCUCCAUGAGCUCACGGAUGAACACCGCCAAGGACAGCACCAUGCCCCGUGCCGGCAGGAGCCCUGGCCGGAAUGCUGGCGCUGCCACGGCAGGAGCCUCGCCGCCCACCAGUAGCCUGCCUCAGUCAGCGGGGGCUUCGCCCAAGGCCAGCCAGUCCAAGAUCUCCGCGGUGAGCAAGCUGCUGCUGGCCAGCCCCAAGGCGCGCAGCCUGUCCACCUCCACCACCAAAACUCUUAGCUUCUCCACCAAGUCCCUGCCGCAGUCGGUGGGCCAGAGCUCCAGCUUGCCCCCCAGUGGGAAGCACAUGUCCUGGUCCACGCAGUCCCUGAGCCGCAGCCGAGGCUCAGGGCUGGCUUCAAAACUGCCACUGCGAGCAGUCAACGGGCGCAUUUCAGAGCUGCUGCAGGGGAGCACAGGCGCCCGCGGCUUGCGCACGGGGCCGGAGGCAGAGGAGCGUGGUGGUGGCGGUGGGACUCCCGCAGAGGACAGGCCAGGGACAGUGGCCGCAGUGCACCUGCUGCCCUCGCCCUACAGCAAGAUCACACCACCCCGCAAGCCGCACCGCUGCAGCAGCGGCCACGGCAGCGACAACAGCAGCGUGCUGAGUGGGGAGCUCCCACCGGCUAUGGGGAAGACGGCCUUGUUUUAUCACAGUGGAGGUAGCAGCGGCUAUGAGAGCAUGAUGAGGGACAGCGAGGCCACGGGCAGCGCCUCCUCCACCCAGGACUCCAUGAGCGAGAACAGCAGCUCCGUGGGUGGGAGGAGCCGGAGCCUCAAGACCCCGAAGAAACGCUCCAAUUCAGGUGCUCAACGGCGGAGGCUCAUCCCAGCCCUGUCCCUGGACACCACCUCACCUGUGAGAAAGCCUGCCGGCAGCACUGGAAUCCGUUGGGUGGAUGGCCCCUUGCGGAACACCCAGAGGGGUCUUGGGGAACCCUUUGAGAUCAAAGUCUAUGAAAUCGAUGACGUGGAGCGGCUGCAGCGACGACGAGGGGGCGCCAGCAAGGAGGUUGUGUGCUUCAAUGCCAAGCUGAAAAUCCUGGAGCACCGCCAGCAGAGGAUCGCUGAGGUCCGAGCCAAGUACGAGUGGCUGAUGAAGGAGCUGGAGACCACCAAGCAAUACCUCAUGCUGGAUCCCAACAAGUGGCUCAGUGAAUUCGACCUGGAGCAGGUGUUGGAGCUGGAUUCCCUGGAGUACCUGGAGGCACUCGAGUGCGUGACGGAGCGCCUGGAGAGCCGCGUCAACUUCUGCAAGGCCCAUCUCAUGAUGAUCACCUGCUUUGACAUUACCUCCAGGCGCCGGUAAAGAGAGCCUGGUGCUGCCUGGAACUCAUGGGACGGCACCCUCCCCCGGCACUGAUGGCGCUCAGAGACCAUGGAAUGAGAAUGAAGGUCGGUGGCAAGUGUGGAGUGAGUGGCGUGGAAAGGCGAAGUUUCUUUCGUUUCCUGUAGGAAAGCUGCAAACACUAAACACGCAGAGAAGGAGAGGAUGACGGGAAGCCCAAGGGACGUGGAAGCCCCCACCCCCCCAAGACUGAACAAGCACUUUGUGGAACUCCAGAGAACCUGUCUGUACAUAAGAACUGCUAGCAAAAAAAGGAGCUCACUUGUCUUGCUUCUGGGAGGAAAGGGGAGGGUGGUAGGAUUGCUGUGGAAAGCGGGAAGAAAAACAACAAAAAAAGAAACCAGACUCCCCAGAAUGAUUGAUUAAGUGCCUUGCAAAUCUUUAUGAUUAUCCAAACAUUUAUGUUCAUACUUUUCUCAUGUACAGAUGGUGCUAGUCAAGAUGAAAACAACAAAACAAACAAAAA
Molecule: messenger RNA, 7734 nt
Organism: Ochotona princeps (American pika)
Lineage: Eukaryota; Metazoa; Chordata; Mammalia; Lagomorpha; Ochotonidae
Gene: KIF26B
Product: kinesin family member 26B
Exons: 15
Coding region: 900-7229 (2109 amino acids)
Biological process (GO): microtubule-based movement
Molecular function (GO): microtubule binding; ATP binding; microtubule motor activity
Source: RefSeq, a predicted model, not a curated record